AUGCAGACUCUAAGGGAGGGUUGCCAACGACAUUUGGGCAAGCUACCUUUGUCUGACUUGUGUGGUCGUAUAAUAUUACAUCCACCCACCCCGUGGUACCGCUUAAGUCGACCGGAAUUCAGGUUUGUUGAACUGUUUUUAUCAACGUCAACACAGCCCGUCGAAAGAGGCUGCUUGAGAAGGCAGUGCUGGUGGGUUGAGGAUGGACGGGCAGUCAGGCAUAAAUGUGGGCUACUCUGGCUUUCCCUAUCCGCUUGCGUCUUUGUUUCGAUUUGCCUUCUCUUCCGGAUCAUUGAGUGCGCUCCGGCAGUUGAUGACAAAGAGACCCGCCCUCGUCUGGAGGUAACAAGACUCAGGCAAAGUGGCUCAUUUCCCGUAGACUCUCUCCAGUCGGAGUGA
Protopolystoma xenopodis is the source of this 399-nucleotide messenger RNA. NCBI's taxonomy places the organism in Eukaryota, Metazoa, Platyhelminthes, Monogenea, Polystomatidea, Polystomatidae. The record is from the annotation of a GenBank genome assembly.